This is a messenger RNA of Phalacrocorax carbo (great cormorant), 4047 nucleotides long. NCBI's taxonomy places the organism in Eukaryota, Metazoa, Chordata, Aves, Suliformes, Phalacrocoracidae. The record is from RefSeq and is a predicted model, not a curated record.
GCGCCCCGUGGCUGUGUCCUGUCCGCGCCGCCGGGGCUCGGAGGCAGCGGGGGCCGUGCCCUAGCCAUGGCCGAGCGCGGAGCCUGGCUGCGCUGCCGCCACCCCUUGCUGCUCCUCACCUGCCUCUUCGCGCCCUUUCUCGGCCAGUGCGGAGCCGGCCCCGCUGCCCGCGCCCCGUACGUGGGUAUAUCUGAACCUUCUUUUAUUGCUAAAAGUGAAGAUCGUUUGUUUAAACAUUUAUUUGAAGACUAUCAAAGAUGGGUUCGUCCAGUGGAACGCUUGAAUGACACAAUAAAAAUAAAGUUUGGCCUUGCAAUCUCUCAGCUGGUAGAUGUGGACGAGAAAAAUCAAUUGAUGACCACAAAUGUCUGGUUGAAACAGGAAUGGAUAGAUGUAAAAUUAAGGUGGAAUCCUGAAGACUAUGCUGGAAUAACAUCUAUUCGUGUGCCAUCAGAUUCUAUUUGGGUUCCAGAUAUUGUACUGUAUGACAAUGCAGAUGGACGUUUUGAGGGAACAUCUACAAAAACAGUGGUAAAAUAUGAUGGCACCAUUGCUUGGACUCCACCAGCAAACUACAAAAGUUCUUGUACUAUUGAUGUAACCUUCUUCCCCUUUGACCUCCAAAAUUGCUCUAUGAAAUUUGGUUCCUGGACUUACGACGGCUCACAGGUUGAUAUAAUUCUUGAAGAUUAUUACGUUGACAAAAGAGACUUUUUUGAUAAUGGGGAAUGGGAAAUAGUGACUGCAACGGGGAGCAGAGGAAAUAGGACUGAUGGAUGCUGCUGGUAUCCUUUCGUUACAUAUUCAUUUAUAAUUAGACGUUUGCCACUUUUUUACACAUUGUUUCUCAUUAUUCCUUGUAUCGGGCUUUCGUUUCUAACUGUCCUUGUCUUCUAUCUUCCUUCAAAUGAAGGUGAGAAAAUUUCACUUUGCACUUCAGUACUGGUAUCUUUAACUGUUUUUCUUCUUGUUAUUGAAGAGAUUAUUCCAUCAUCUUCUAAAGUUAUCCCACUCAUAGGAGAGUACUUGGUGUUUACUAUGAUAUUUGUGACAUUGUCCAUUGUGAUAACUGUCUUUGCUAUCAAUAUUCAUCAUCGCUCUUCGUCUACACAUAAUGCUAUGGCACCUUGGGUUCGCAAGAUAUUUCUUCACAAACUUCCCAAGCUGCUUUGCAUGAGAAGUCAUGUAGAUAGAUACUUCACUCAGAAGGAGGAAACAGGAAAUAUGAAUGGAUCAGAAUCAUCUAGGAACACCUUGGAAGCAGCUCUAGAUUCUAUCCGAUAUAUUACAAGACAUGUUAUGAAGGAGAAUGAAGUUCGUGAGGUUGUUGAAGACUGGAAAUUUAUUGCUCAAGUGCUUGAUCGAAUGUUCUUAUGGACUUUUCUUCUGGUUUCAAUAAUUGGAUCACUUGUGUUAUUUAUUCCUGUUAUUCGUAAAUGGGCAAGUAUAAUAGUACCUACGCAUAUAGGCAGUACAAAUGCAUAAAAUAUUUUUGGAUCUGUCUCCUGAUAUGGCUCUAAAGAGAUUUGCAGUAGCUCUAUUUCCAUGCAUGUUCUUUGUAGGCAUGUUUCUGAUAGUGUAAAAAAAAAUUCAAAACCGGGAAAUUAUCUUUAUAUUAAAGCAUGGCAUCUCUAGGAUAUACAGAAGUCAAUUUGCUUAUUGCCAGCCUACUAAGUUACUUCUAAAUCAGGUCAGAAUUAAAAGGACCUUCCUAGCACUUGCAUGUAUGAUAUGUCAAAAAGCAUACACUGACACGUAAUGCAAAAUAGAGGGGUUUAAAAAUUCUCCCUUGCAUACUAUAGUAAAUUGAAAUAAGCAACUCUACUGUGUAAAUAUUUGCAAAUAUUUAAUACUCGAUAUAACAAUUUAUAUAUUAAUUUGAUAAUUGGACUACAGUGAUCAUCUUUAAAAAAUUCUAUCAACUCUCUUGAAUGUGGUGUAAAAGUAUAAAGUUUCUACUGAUUAAUUUAAAAUAAUAAUAGAAAUGCCAGUUAAACUUCCCAUACAUUCAACACGUAAGUAAAAAUAGCAAUUUGGCUAUGUUUUGCCUUUAUAAAUUUUCAGUAGAAUUUGCUGCUAAACUUAAAACCUUGUUAAUUCUAUCAUACUAACAUGAACAUUUAAAACAGUGAACCUUAAAAUGCUUACAGGAUACGUGUAUAUUGAUAUCUCUGUAUCAGCUAUGGAAAGGAAGGCAAAGAUAAUUGAAUGAGUUCCCAAGUUGCACAAGUAUUCUAAUAGACCGGAACAUUCAGAUUUCUUUAUUCUUGAUUAAGAACUUGAUACAGAUAUUAGUUGCAAGCACGUUAAUCAUGUCCUGCUUUUGUGUGCUUCUCAGAAUUAUGUUUUUAAGCACUGAUAGAAAGAAUCUGGGGAAUGCCUUUCUGAAGGAAAUGGGUUGAAAAUUAUUAUGCUGUGUAACUAAAUACAGAUUACUAAGUUUUCACACAUUUUUUGUUAAACUGAACUUGGAACGCUACCUUUGGUAGGUUCUCUUACUUAUAGAACCAUAUGUAACACUAAGCAGCAAGGACUUAGAGCUUUACGUACUUUCUUUUUUCUGAGUGUUGAAAACUAACUUGCAACUUUUAAAUUAUUCCAUGAAAAUACAUGCUUUAAAUACAGAUUUAAAAUUCUUUAUGUUCUUUCCAAUGCCACCUUUCUUAAAAGCUUUAUUUCUGCAAGAGACUCUAAAACAGAUGGGGAUUUUCCUACAUCAAAGUUUUGUCAGUGUACUUCAUAAUAUAGUUGCAUCCUGCAGGGCUGAUACAGUAAUGCUAAGCUAGAGCAAGUCUUGUGAAGUUUUUAUUUGCUUAAAUUACUACACUAAUAAUAUGUUUAGGUGAGAAGUUUAAUAAACUGUGGUAUCUUUUGAUAAGGUAAGUUUUUAUAGUGGUUAUGAAUUUGGAAAACAUACAUAUUUCCUACCCCCUCCAUGUGUCCUUUAGAAUAGCACUGUUUAGCACUGUACUGAUUAUAAUAGUGAUUGCUUAUGUCAUAACUUACAUGAAAUUGAAUAUUCAUUUCAAAUGGUUUUCACCUGUAGGAUAUUCUUGGUUUUGUGUAGCUUUUUGAGGCUUACAGGUAGGGAAAUUAUGCCAGGCAAGCCUCUUUUUUUUUUUUUUUUUUUUUUUUUUUCCCCCUCCACAUUACCAAUGUAUAAAUGGUUCUGAUUGUAAAGGGAGUCACUCUUCCUUUUCAGGUAUACAAUUACACCUGGCAUUGGAUAUUCAUAUCUCCUCUGUUCCCAUCUUAAUUAAUUUUAAAGGUGAAUCUACAAAGAUUAUCUGAUUUAAUCCAUUAAUAUAAUAAUUUUAACUUUCUCAGUAUUAUUAAGAUUAAACAGUGCAUCAGUGACUCUUUGUUGGGAGGUUGCAGAAAUAACUUUGGAUAUCUUAUUUACUCUUCAAAUGCAAAAUUUCUUUUCGUAGUCCUCCUCGGGUUUGAAUUACUGAAGUUUAAUCUUACCUGAACAGAAAGCAAAGUUUAAACAAUAGAUUAGCUAUAUAUAUUACCUUUUUAAACUCCCCACCUCCUCUCUUUCCCCUUGUUAAAUGAUGUCUGUAGAUGGCCUCAUUAUAUCAUAUUGGCAGCAUACUGGCCAAUGGAGUCCCAGUCUUUAUACUACUAACUUAAAUUUUUGCAAAUGCAUGAAUUCCUUGUAGUCAUUCUACAGUCUGAUAAUGGUAAAUACAGGUAAGAUAGCUGAUACUGGAAUCCUUGGGGCCUUCAGCUUAUCAGGUGUGUCUGAAACAAAAUAAUUUUAAUAGACUCAGAAGCAUGGACCUUUACUUACAUGACUUGUUUCUGAAUGUAUUGAACUGUAGCUAAUGCUACCUUAUAUAGGCUUUUGUCACUCAGUCAAAAUAAAUGAAUAAAAGCACAAUUUUCAACAGCUUGAUUCUCUUUAUUUUCAUGUUACAUCACUUGAUACACUGUAUUUCAAAAAAAGUUUCCAGUUCAGUACAGAAUAUUACAGAAUUUUACAGAAUAUUUUCUUAUUACUGUAUUUUUUUGCAUUCUUUAUUCAUGCUUUUAGAUUACCUG